AUGGCGGCGGGAAUCGCGGUGAUCGGAGCAGCAGGUCCUGUAAGCAGCGCCGCUGGCGCCGCAGCGGGCGGCGGAAUUAGCGGCGGAUUAGCGGUCGCCGCCGUUAGGUCAGGAAGGCGCCAGAAAACACGAGGAAGGUUCGUGGCAGCUGCUGUUACAGGAGGUCUGCCCGAGGGCGAAAUUCCUAAUAGCCAGCUGGCUAAUAACGAGGUGGCAACUAACGCCGCCGCGCACAAUAUUACAAACUCUCAUGCAGCGGCCCUGGAGGCGCGUGAGGGGCCUCUGCAAGCAGACGACAGGAGGGGGGAGCACCUAAGGAUGGUUGAGGCGCCUCUAGAGCCAGCUUGUGCGGGGCCGCUUCACCUGGUCGGUAGCGGGAUAGCGGGGAGGAAAAAGCGCGGAGCAGCAGAGGCGUGGGAAGCGCGGAUGCAGGGGGCAGGGGAGGGGGAAGAGGGGGAUGGGGAGGAGGAGGUGGUGGAGGUGGAUGGGGAAGAUGUGGGGGCGGGCGCUUUAGAAGAUCUGGAGAUGCGGAUGGCAGCGCUGCAAGAGAGGCACAUGAGGCUGCGCCAGAGGCUGCUGGGUGGUGAUGUUGACAAUGCUGCUGCACCUGGGGGAGCACCUGAAGGAGCACCUGAGGGAGCACCUGGGGGAGCACCUGAAGGAGCACCUGGGGGAGCACCUGGGGGAGCACUUGGGGGAGCUGCAGGGAGCGGUGGUGCAGGUGCGGGUGCUGACAGAGGAAUUGUGGAGAAUGGUGUUGGGAGCACAACUGGGGGGAAUGCUGAGAAUGCAGGUGCAGGUGCAGCUGAGAAUGCAGGUGCAGGGGAUGUGAAGGGGAUGGGUGAAGGGGUUUUGGAUGCACCUCAAAAGGGAGCUGACACGGGUGUUGAAAAGGGAGAUGAUCAUAAGGGGACCGGUGAGGGGGUUGGUGCACUGUGUGUUGAGGGGAAGGAGAGGGAUGUGGCUGUGAGUGGGGGAGAAGAGAGCGGGGCAGGAUUGGCAGGAGAAGCAGCAGAGGCUGGGAGAGGGGCAGUAGAUGCACUGGCACUGGCAGCUGGAGAUGUUUCUGAUGUUGCCGUACAGGAUGUUGCCGUACAGGAUGUUGCCGUACAGGAUGUUGCCGUACAGGAUGUUGCCGUACAGGAUGUUGCCGUAGAUGAUAAGGGAAGUGGUGGGGGGUUUGGCGCACUGUGCGUGGAGAAGAAGGCAAGGGACGAGGGGCAGACUGGGGGAGAAGGCGAAGGGAAAGCGGUUGGCGGAGGGGAAAAUAUUGGGGCAGGGGAGGAGAUGGGAGGAGUGCGAGCAUUAGUCGAUGGGGCGCGAGAGGGGGUGAAAGUCGAAGAGGGGGAAAGAGCACAGGAAGGAGGAGGAGGAGCAGGAGCAGGAGGAGCAGCAGGAGGAGGAGCAGCAGGAGGAGGAGCAGCAGGAGGAGUGAGUCAAGGAGGGGGAGAAGGGAAGGAGGAGGAGGGCAGGCAGAGGGCGGUGGGGUUCACGGGGCAAGGGCAGGCGGUGGUGCUGGUGGAAGGGAGGCGCGUGCUGCUGCGCAUUGAUACCUCUUUCCAGGGGACACCCAGAGAGAGCUUCUUCUGCUCCCUGCACCACACCCACGACCACACCUCCCCACCGCAGCACACCCCAGCAGACCACAGCUUUGUACAGCACACUCACUCAGACAACGCCGAGGGCAAUCAGAAAGAGGACAACGGCAAGUCGCAUGAGGGAGUUCUUGAAGCGCCACGUGGCGGGCUGAGAUUGGUGGACUCCAGCGUGCCUCCCUUCCUUCCCAUCAGCCAGUUAGAGCAAGACUUCCUGCCACGUCAGCCUGAGCUGAACGCGAGAAUUUUCUCCUCUCAUCCCGCCACUUUCUCCUCCCUGCAGUUGUGCUUCCUUUUCCAAAUUCCUCUUUUGAAGCUCUCCCACCAGCUCUUUGCAUUCCCUAUAGCAUCUAGAGCGGGCCUGGGAGGCCCCUCUUUCUUCAGUGACUUGCAUUCUCAUCCUCCAUCCAUUUCCUCCCGUUCAUCCUUGCACCCACCAGUUAGAGCAGGCCUCGAUCUCUCCAUCCGCCUCACCUACGCUCUCUCUUCCUCCCUCCCCUCCCACGUCACUGUCAUGGCGUGGCCCUGCACCCCCCUCGCCCUCUCCCUUCUCCAAUCCAAACGAGCCACCGCUUCUGCUGUCAAUGCGUCCGAUGCCGCUGCCAGUGCUGCGGCUGCAGCAUCAGGGCCUUUGCCGCAACACUCCCACAAGCGGAAAGCAGUGGAAGGACGGCCUGGGGGAGGAAGCGGCCCGCAUGCAAGGUCCCACAAGGCAAGCAAGUCGGGCAAGUCAGGCAGGGGGAGCAAGUCGCGGCGCAAGAAGGGGCAGCGGGCUCGAUGGUACCGUGCCAAGAGCUAUCGGGUGAACAACCAGGGGGGAGGGCAGGUUGUGCAGGGGGAAGCGGGGCAGGAGGGAGCAGCGCAGUGGGGUGAAGGGGAAGAAGGGGGAGAAGGGCAGGGGGAAGAAGGACAGGGGGUAGCAGAGCAGGGGGGAGCACCGCAGGGGGAGUGGGUUGAUGGUGGGGAUGCUUCUGUUGGAGAGGAGGUGGAUGAGCGGGUGCAAGGCACAGAGGUGGAUGAGCGGGUGCAAGGCACAGAGGUGGAUGAGCGGGUGCAAGGCACAGAGGUGGAGGGGGAGGUGAAGAGUGGGGAGGAGGGGGAGGGGCUGACAAGUGCGGAGGGGGAGCAGGAGGGGAGGGUUGAGUUGACUCGAGGGGCAGUGGAGGCAAAAGUUGUUAUUGAGGCGCCUAAGAAAUCGUCUCACGAGGUAGCAGAGGCGGAGGUUGUGGAAGGGGAGGGAAUGAGCGGGAAGAGUGUUCUGAUGGAGGAAGUCGGGGUGCGAGAGAUGGAUGUGGGAGGACUAGGAGGAGAGGGGGAAGAAAGAGUGGAUGAGCGAAACGGAGGGGAGGGUGAGGAGGGCAGAUGUGGAGGAGGAGGGGCUGUGUUGGUGGUUGGGGAAGCAGCAGCAGAUGAAACGAUGAUGGCAGCAGCGGCAGGGAUUCUGACCGCUGAAAGGCAACUGGAGCCACCGCCCUUGUCCGCGGCACCAACAUCAACACCACGAGCGACAGCCAAAUCAGCAGCAGCAACAACAGCAGGAGCUGUGAUUGCACCUGGAGGGCUCAAGGAGGAGAGAGUGAUGAGGGACGAGGCAGGAGUUGCAGAGAUAGGGAGCGAGGAGGGUGCUGGCUUGGCAGCUGAUACUGCUGUUGAGACUGCUAGUCAUGCUGCUGCUGCUGGUGCUAUCAGAUUGGAAGGGCUCAAGAAGGAGGGAAUGAUGAAGGAAGAGGCAGGAGUUGCAGAGAUAGGGAGCAAGGAGAGUGCUGGUUUGGCAGCUGAUACUGCUGUUGACACUGGUGUUACUGCUGCCGGUGAUAAUGCUGCAGCUGGUGUGGGUCACUCACGUGGGACAGAGCAGCAAAAGGGGCAGCACCGAAGCAUGGCUUUUGAGGAUACAGGGAGAGGAGGGCAGGAGGAGGGGAGGACGGGAGAGCAGGAUGCAGCUGCGACAGAAAACAUGGUAGGUGUAGUUGGAGAAGCUUAUAUGGGGGACAAGAUGGUAGCGGAGGGUGUUGAGGGUGCAAGGUCUGUCAAAGGGGAGGGAAGGGAGGAAAGGGUGGUGGAGGGUGUGAGUGGGCUGGAGGGUGGGCGAGGAGGGGUGGGAAUGGAAGGAGGUAAGGGCAUGAAUGGUAUGGAGGGAAAGGAUGGUAGUAUGGCACUGGGCAUGGGUGUGGAUGGUGACAGGACGCACAUGGCAUGGGAAGGAGGGGGGACGGAGGAGAAGAGGAAGAUAAAAGAUGAGGCGGGGCAGGGAGAGGUGGGGCAGGCAGAGGUGGGGCAGGCAGAGGAGGAGAGGAGGAAGGGGGACGAGAGGACUGAGGGGUGCAGCAGAGGCGGGGGUGGGAAGGCGAAGGAGGCACGGGCAGCAGCAAGAGGUGUGGCAGUAGCUGUAGCUUCAGAAUCUAAACCGCCUGUCCCAGCAGCAGCAGCUGCCGCCGCACAAGCUGCUGCAGUGGCACGAGUGGGCAUAGACUGCACAGGAGGCACAGAAGAUGCACAAGGGACGGAAAGGGCAGAAGGCGAAGAGAGAGCAGAAGAGGGUUCGCGGACAAGCAUGGGGAGGGAAGAUGGGCGCAUGGCAGAUGAGGCAAAUGUGGCUGUGAAUGUAGCGGAUGUUACUGGGGGGAAAGAGGGUGCUGCUGCCAUGCAUGCUCCAUGUGGAGGCGAUGGCAUGCAUACAAGCAUGGAAGGCGAUGGCAUGCAUACAAGCAUGGAAGGCGAUGGCAUGCAUACAAGCAUGGAAGGCGAUGGCAUGCAUACAAGCAUGGAAGGCGAUGGCAUGCAUACAAGCAUGGAAGGCGAUGGCAUGCAUACAAGCAUGGAAGGCGAUGGCAUGCAUACAAGCAUGGAAGGCGAUGGCAUGCAUACAAGCAUGGAAGGCGAUGGCAUGCAUACAAGCAUGGAAGGCGAUGGCAUGCAUACAAGCAUGGAAGGCGAUGGCAUGCAUACAAGCAUGGAAGGCGAUGGCAUGCAUACAAGCAUGGAAGGCGUGGGCAUGCAUGCACGCAUGGAAGGCGCAGCUACGGGUGGUGACAGGGAGACCUGUGAGGAGACGUGUGAGGAGACGUGUGAGGAGACGCAUGAAACAGUGGAGGAACGGCAUGGGAAGGGAAAAGAGUCACAGGGGUUCGGUAGCGAGGGGAUGGACGCCAAAGGUUGCAUGCUUGCAGCAGCACACACAGGAGAGGGCAGGAAGGACGAGGUGGAUCUGUUUCCUCCCGAGGCAGCAGCAGGUGCAGUGGGGACGGCUAGGGGGACGGCUGGGGGGACGGCUGGGGGGACAGCGGCAGCAAAUGAAGUAGCAGCACGCACAACGGAAGGCAGGGAGGAGGUUGACUUGUUUCCUCCAGAGGCAGCAGCAGGUGCAGUGGGGACGGCUGGGGGGACGGCUGCAGCAGAUGAAGUAGCAGCACACACAGGGCAAGGUAGGGGGGAGGUGGACUUGUUUCCUCCCGAGGCCGACUGGUUGCCUGCUGACGGCCUUGCUGCCGCUCCAAUGGAGGAGCUGUGCUCUCAGCAUGCGCUGCAGCCAUACACGCCCUCCACGGCUCCUCCAAUGGAGGGGCUGCGCUCGCAGCAUGCGCUGCAGCCAUACACGCCCGUUCGCCUGCUGGCUGCUGAAGCGAUUCUUUGCCAGAAGGCGCUUCCCCUGGCCAAUACCCAUCAGCAGGGAGCAGCAGCAGCGCUCACCCCAUUGCAGUCUCCUCAUCCGCAGCCGUCCUCAUUCAACCCAGCUUCACUCAAUGCUUCUGCACCAGUCAAACCCGCUCUUUCUGCUACCAGCCCAGCCAAUGCGUAUCAGCAGCAAGCAGCAGCAGCACUCUCCCCAUUGCAAUCCCAUCAGCAGCCCUCCAGGUUCAACUCAGCACUCCCCACAUCUCAGCCUCACACAACCACUCCUCCACUCCAUGUGCUUGCGCCAUUCAACCCUGCACCAGUCAACCCUGCACCAGUCAACCCUGCACCAGUCAACCCUGCACCAGUCAACCCUGCACCAGUCAACCCUGCACCAGUCAACCCUGCACCAGUCAACCCUGCACCAGUCAACCCUGCACCAGUCAACCCUGCACCAGUCAACCCUGCGCCAUUCAACCCUGCGCCAUUCAACCCUGCACCAGUCAACCCUGCGCCAGUCAACCCUGCACCAGUCAACCCUGCACCAGUCAACCCUGCACCAGUCAACCCUGCACCAGUCAGCCCUGCACCAGUCAGUCCUGAACCAGUCAACCCAACCCAAGUCAACCCAGUCAGCCCUACCCCAGUCAAGCCCUGCACCGCUCCCACCACAUCACUGCACCUUCCAGUUCCGCCCCCUCUCCCGCAUCACCAAUCCUCCCUCGCCUUCUUCCCUCGUCCCUCUCAGCCCUCCUCCCUCCUCGCGUCUGCGCCUCCUCUUUCCCUCUCAUCCUCUUUCUCUCCCACCACCACUAACUGUGCCUCUCAUCCCCCUCCCGCCUCCAUACACCAGCCUCUCUCAUCUCAGACUCCGCACCUCCGCUCACUCCUUCUCCAAGCACCUGUACCUGCUUCCACCGCUCCCAACACCACUCACAGAACCACCACUGCUCCCACCCAACAGCAACAGCCGCAGCAGCAGCAGCCGAGCCUGACCCAGCCACCGUCACUGCUCAGCCCCUCAACAAACCCCGCCGUCUCUGCCUCACCUGCUCCUCCUGCUGCAAUAUCCCCCAUCACCAGUCCGAGUACCACUCGCAGCGCCAUCUCUAGCACCGCCUCUACUCCCACCCAACAGCAGCAGCAGCAGCAGCAGCAGCAGCUGGGCCUGUCCCAACCUCAAGGUCCCUCUGUCUCCGCUUCACCCCAUGCCCGCCUCUCUGCUCUGCGGCCCCAAGUAAGUUCAGUGUCUGCCGCCUCUCAUUCCAUACCGGCAGCAGGGCAAGGUGCUUUUCAUAACUCUCAUGGUCACCCUGCCAUGCCUGCAGCCCCGCCUUUCAGGUCAACUGCAUUUAAGGCGCCUCAAGUAAAUGCAGCAUCUGCUGCCCCUGCUUACAGCCCGGCAGUAGGGCAGGGUGCUUUUCAGAACUCUCAUAGUAGUCACCCAGCCAUGCCUGCAGCCCAGACUUACAGGUCAACUGCACCACACCUGAAAGGCUCAGGUGCUGCCCUGCCCCUUAACUUGCCCCUUCACCUGCCCCUUCACCUGCCCUUUCCUCUGCAUUCAACCGUGCUGCCAGGGGUAGGGAUGCCACUUGGCUCGUCUGCAGUCACACAGACACCGCCUCCCUCUACAGUCACACAGACUCCGCCUCCCUCUACAGUCACACAUGGGCUGCCCAUCCUUUCACCCGCACAGACUAGGCCUCUCCCUACAGUCACAAAGACUGAGCCCGUCCCUUCACCCACACAAACUCCGCUGCUCCCUUCCCCCACACAGAUUCAACCCCUCCCUUCAGUCACGCAUUCCCAGCCGCUCCCUUCAGUCUCAGUUCCCCAGGUGUUGCCCACACAAUCAAUCCCCCCACUACUCGCACCAUCUCCUGCAGCGGACACAUUCGGUGGCGGUGGUUUCUGUGAGUCACGUCACGAAGCUUCACGAGAAGCAGAGGCAGCGAGGGGGUUCUCAUUCUCAUUCACUGGAUAUGCUGCUGCUGCCGCUCCUGCACUGCCCGCUGUACCUAGUACUCCUGCAGUGCCCGCUGUACCUAGUACUCCUGCAGUGCCCGCUGUACCUAGUACUCCUGCAGUGCCCGCUGUACCUAGUACUCCUGCAGUGCCCGCUGUACCUAGUACUCCUGCAGUGCCCGCUGUACCUAGUACUCCUGCAGUGCCCGCUGUACCUAGUACUCCUGCAGUGCCCGCUGUACCUAGUACUCCUGCAGUGCCCGCUGUACCUAGUACUCCUGCAGUGCCCGCUGUACCUAGUACUCCUGCAGUGCCCGCUGUACCUAGUACUCCUGCAGUGCCCGCUGUACCUAGUACUCCUGCAGUGCCCGCUGUACCUAGUACUCCUGCUGUGCCCGCUGUACCUGCUGUGCCUGCUGCCCCUGCUGUGCCUGCUGCCCCUGCUGUGCCUGCUGCCCCUGCUGUGCCUGCUGCCCCUGCUGUGCCUGCUGCCCCUGCUGUCCCUUCUGGGACUGCCACUGCAGGGGGAGUUACUGUUGCCACAUCCAAUUCCGCUCAGCACAUCCCAGCCAGCCACCCGCAAAGCCACCCUCCCAGCCACCCUUCCAGCCAUCUUACAUAA
This is a messenger RNA of Closterium sp. NIES-65, 7800 nucleotides long. Lineage: Eukaryota; Viridiplantae; Streptophyta; Zygnematophyceae; Desmidiales; Closteriaceae. The record is from the annotation of a GenBank genome assembly.